This is a messenger RNA of Parnassius apollo (apollo), 270 nucleotides long. The record is from the annotation of a GenBank genome assembly. NCBI's taxonomy places the organism in Eukaryota, Metazoa, Arthropoda, Insecta, Lepidoptera, Papilionidae.
AUGGCGGCGAGUAUAACACGUGGUGUCCGCGUUCGCGUCAGAGCUACAUAUUUCGACGAAAAUGAUGGCCAGAACACCUGGAGUCGCAAACAUUUUGGUGAUAACUACGAUAUAAGUUAUUGUUGGGGUACUGUAAGAAAGGUAGAAAACAACUAUGCUAGGGUGUAUUGUGAAAUUAACAAAAAACUUUCAUUGAUGCCCGUUGGAGUUCUGAUUGCUGAUAUCGAAAACGAUCAUUUAUUGGAAGCAAAUACCAAUGAAGAAAAUUGA